Messenger RNA from Prunus dulcis (almond), 1698 nucleotides. RefSeq lists its product as uncharacterized. The transcript has 2 exons. The record is from RefSeq and is a predicted model, not a curated record. The coding region runs from base 1 to 1698 and encodes 565 amino acids. NCBI's taxonomy places the organism in Eukaryota, Viridiplantae, Streptophyta, Magnoliopsida, Rosales, Rosaceae.
AUGUGCAAAUACGAAGGGGGUGACUCAAAAGGCUUAAUAGUUCCACGGACCAUCAAAUUUGCUGAACUGUUGGACCGUGUGCAUCAGAUUGGUAAUACAAACAGCAGGGAAGACAAGAUUUGCUUAAAAUUCUCAGUUUUGGUGGCCUCGAAUGAGUGGAAGCACAUAAAGAUUGAGGACGAUGAUGAUGUCAAUUUUUUUAUGAAGUACAAUUCUGAGGUAACACCUUCAAAACUAGCUCCCUUACUCGUGAGUAUAGAAGAUAAAGGACUGACAAAUGAUGUAGUUCAUAGUAUGCAUAUCACGACAGAUAGUAGUCGGAUGGGUCAUUCUUCAGUUGCCAUUGUUGAAAGCAAUGAAGUAACUUGGAAUAAUACAAAUGUCACUGAUUUGGGAGCUGCCCAGUUGCCAAAAAUGCGUUUAGGAGGAGAAUCUGAACCCACUCGUCAACAUUAUUGGAGUCAAAUGGGUGAAAAAAAUCGGUAUAAUGCAGUCGGUGUAAAAGAUGAAGAAGCAUAUUUGGACAGCGGGUUUUCACGAAGCGAUUGGAAUCCGAAAAUUACAGUUGGGCAAAUUUUCUCUAGUAAGAAAGCAUUGUUGACGGAGUUACGGUUGACGGCAUUAAGAGGCCACUUUGAAUUUAAGGUGCAAUUCUCUUGCACUAAGAGGUUGCUUGUGGUUUGUUGUCAACGUCCAUGCCCAUGGCGGGUCCGAGCAUCGAGAAUUGGAGAAUACAACUUCAUGAUUGUGAGGUGUACAACUGUCCAUGAAUGUGAUUUGAGGUUCGUAAGUGACAAGCAUCGUCAAGCAACCGCAGCACUUGUAGCCACUUCACUUAAAAGGAAGUUGAAGGAUUGUCGGACAAUAUACACACCAAGUGACAUUAUGAGAGAUGUGAAACACAACUUUGGUUGCACCAUCCAUUAUUCUAAAGCUUGGAAAGCAAGGGAGUUAGCUCUAUUGUCCAUUAGAGGAUCAGCGGAGGAGGCAUAUUAUAUCCUUCCAGCUUAUUGCUAUGAAUUGGAGCGUAUGAAUCCCGGCACAAAAACACACAUCCAAACUGAUGAGAACAAUCACUUUGUGUAUUUAUUUAUGGCGGUUGGCGCAUGUAUUAGAGGGUUCCGUUCUUCCAUGCGCCCAGUGAUAGCCGUGGAUGCCACUCAUUUAAAAUCCAAGUACAAGGGUGUUAUGUUUGUAGCAAAUGCAUUCGAUGGUAAUCGAAAUAUAUAUCCUCUUGCUUUUGGGAUCGGGGAUUUGGAGACGGAUGCAUCAUGGCAUUGGUUUUUCACUAAACUUCAUGAAGCCAUUGGUGAGUGUCCCAAUCUUGUUAUUAUUUCUGAUCGCAAUGUUAGCAUAGAGAAUGUGUGGAACAAAAUUUUUCCAACUGCACAACAUGGCAUAUGCUUUUAUCAUAUGAAGGGGAACAUGAAACGCACUUGCAAGUUGAAAAAGCGUGAUCACAUACUUAUGCACUUUGAGAAGGCUGCGAAAUCUUAUUCCAUUGCUGAAUUUGAUUGUCAUUUUCGCAAGAUCAAGCGAAAGGAACAUGUUGCUCAACAUCUUGAAGAGGCAAGGUUACAUAAGUGGUCUAGAGCUCACAUGGAUGGAUGCCGCUACAAUGUAAUGACAACAAAUAUUGCGGAGUCAAUCAACUCAGUCCUUAGGUUUGCAAGGAUGCGCUGCCACUGGUUCAUUUGA